Sinocyclocheilus grahami is the source of this 1193-nucleotide messenger RNA. Its product is annotated as E3 ubiquitin-protein ligase znrf1-like. Gene Ontology annotation, cellular component: cytoplasm; intracellular membrane-bounded organelle; membrane. The record is from RefSeq and is a predicted model, not a curated record. Bases 329 to 1081 code for a protein of 250 amino acids. The transcript has 5 exons. NCBI's taxonomy places the organism in Eukaryota, Metazoa, Chordata, Actinopteri, Cypriniformes, Cyprinidae. Gene Ontology annotation, molecular function: ubiquitin protein ligase activity. Gene Ontology annotation, biological process: protein K48-linked ubiquitination; proteasome-mediated ubiquitin-dependent protein catabolic process.
UCUAUGAUUGGAUAAAAAGUUAAUUUAGGGCGUGACGUCACACUGUCGGUUGAACGAAGAAGGAAAGAGGCCAACUUCCGGUAUGAUGCGCUGAACAGGGACCAAAGAACAUAACUGCAAGGAAAAUGCGGUAGGCUGUUGUCAUAACUGAAAGAGAAAUAGAAACACAGCACAUCUCAGUGCUAACUUUACGACUUUUAAAUAAAUGUGGCAUAUGGUUAAGUUAUAUGGCCUAAGGGCUUUGUGACGGAAGCAAUCGGGUUCGCUGAUCAGUCAUCGAUCGAUCGAUCGGUAUUAGGGAGUGCGCGAGCUCUGCGCGCGGUUGAACAUGGGGACGAGAUCGAGCCGUUUACACGAGGAGGCUGCUUCGACACCUUUUGAUAAAGAUGGCAUCAAGAGAGAGUCCUGUCGACGAAUCCGAAGCACCAGGCCCACUAGCCUCAUGGUGGAGUUCUCCGGGAGUUUCGACCAUGACUCGGAGACGAACCGCAGCCGGUCGGAAGAGGGCAGCGACUCGGAUACCGGGCAGCAGGCGAGCAGCGACGGCAGCCCCGCCGACAGCCACAUGUCCCCGUCUCUGAGCAGCCAGGCCACGCCGACGGACGAGAACGGGGCCGAGGAGGAUGGCAGUCCAGGAGGCCCUGUGAGCAGGGGGGAAAUAGGCCGUGCACCGCAGCGCACUUUCUCGGAGCGUUUGCCCGGUGGUCGCCAUUCUUCCGCCAGCGGCGUCACAGGCAGGUCCGCCCGGGUGAGGGGGACUCACGCUCGGCCAGUGUCUGAGGCGUGGAUCGGCCUCUACAGGGUCAACAACCGCCACGGUGCUAUUCGGUGUCCCUUCUGCACCAAGCCGUUCCCUGGAGGGCGAAUCGAGGACCAUCUUCUAAGUUGUCUGACUUCUCCACCUCUCCCUUAUAACACUGAUGUGCUAGCUAAGGACAGUGGAGAGUGUUCAAUCUGUCUCGAAGACCUGCUACAAGGGGAAACUAUUGCUCGACUGGCCUGCCUGUGUGUCUACCAUAAGAGCUGCAUUGACACAUGGAGCAAAGUGAAGCCAUGCUGCCCUGAGCAUCCUUUUGAUUGAUUCAUGUCUUCACGUGCAAUGACACUUUGACUCAGGAGACAAUACCCCCUUGCAGGAGCAUAUAUUUUCUGAUGAGAGGAUUGAGAGAAAGACACAAAGGAACAAAAACAAA